AUGGAUAUAUUGUCUUCUUCUGAAGGAUUGGCUCUUACAUCAUCUUGGGCCCCGCAAAAUUUUCAAGAUUAUCUAUGGGGUCCCCCUUCACCAAAUUUGUCUCCUAUUUUAAAUGUACGGGUCAGGAGAGGACACAAUAUGUCUGCAACUGCUGAUUUAGAAAUAAGCAUUGGCAUUCAGCAUGUCAACUGCAUGUUACCAUCUGAAUAUCUUUCCAUUAUCAUUGGUUACUUCUCAUUAUCUGAUUGGAAUGGUGCCUCUGGUGAUCAAUGUUCAUCUGAAGAGCAGAGUGAUAUAGAUGUUAAAAGUGAAAUGAAAAUUACAUAUAAAUUUGAAAUCUUGGACUCUAAUCUUAUGUUUCCAGUGGAAAGUAAUCGACAUCAGUUUAUAAAGAUUGAAAUGUCAUAG
Messenger RNA from Sphenostylis stenocarpa, 408 nucleotides. NCBI's taxonomy places the organism in Eukaryota, Viridiplantae, Streptophyta, Magnoliopsida, Fabales, Fabaceae. The record is from the annotation of a GenBank genome assembly.